Molecule: messenger RNA, 2020 nt
Organism: Oncorhynchus mykiss (rainbow trout)
Lineage: Eukaryota; Metazoa; Chordata; Actinopteri; Salmoniformes; Salmonidae
Gene: snapc5
Product: small nuclear RNA activating complex, polypeptide 5
Biological process (GO): transcription by RNA polymerase II; transcription initiation at RNA polymerase III promoter
Cellular component (GO): nucleus
Source: RefSeq, a predicted model, not a curated record
GGAAGGAAAACCACGUGAAUGAACAACGGAGGCUACAACAACAUAACGAGUAGCAUUUGAUCAUCAGCGCUAUGGUAAACUAGACUGUUAUAACGCUGUUGAUGUGUCAUUCAAAUAUGACAUGAGUUUAUUAGCUGGCUAGUUAUCCAUCAAUGUGCACGUUGCUGGCCUGCAAGUGGCCUUGUAUUUGCUGCAAAGAGGAGAUACACAAACGAACCAUUUUUUUUCUGUGUGUGUGAAGUAUUUAGGAAUGGUCUAACCACCAGACACCAUGUUGAGUCGUCUACAGGAGCUGAAGAAGGAGGAGGAGACUCUCCUGAAGAUUAAAGUUAUGCUGCAGGACCAGCUCAACAGACUCAAGUUUGAAGAAGGGGCCCUAAAGUCCAUCAUCAACGCUCAGACAGACGAAGGUCCUUCACAACCUGCCAGUCCUCCUGAGGUUCCUCUGAACCUGGAUGACGAAGCAGUGAUCAACCAGACCAAACUGCUGCUGAGUGGUCCUGUAGACUACCACAUAGAGGAGGAGGAAGAGGAGGAGGAAGAUGAGGAGGAGGAAGACGACGACGACAACAACAAUGAGCUUGAAGCAGUGCCUGAAGAAGACGAGGAGGACGACGAUUAUUACUGAGUGGACCUGUCCCAAAUGGCCCCCUGUUCCCAAUGUAGUGCACUGGGCUUGAGCAGGGACCUGGACAAAUGUAGUGCACUACAUAGGUAAUAGGAUGUAAUUUGGGACGUUGCCAGUGUAUUGACCUCCUAAAGAGGAGAUGUGUGUAUAUAUAAUAUUACAGACUGUUUUUUUUGUUUUGCAUCCUGUACUUCUGAAGUUAUUAUUUAUUUAUUAUUAUUAUUAUUAGUUAAACUACUAACUUACAGUGGGGAAAUAAAAUGUAGCCUGGGUGCUAGACAGUCUCCGUCUGUUCUUGUCAACUCCUUACUGAAAUGUCAUGUUUGGCUUGACAAGGACAGCAGUGGAGUUGGCUAGAGUACAAACAGAUCUGGGACCAGGCUUAUUGUCAUUCCAUAAUGACAGCAGUAGAGUUGGCUAGAGUACAAACAGGUCUGGGACCAGGCUUAUUGUCAUUCCAUAAUGACAGCAGUAGAGUUGGCUAGAGCACAAACAGGUCUGGGACCAGGCUUAUUGUCAUUCCAUAAUGACAGCAGUAGAGUUGGCUAGAGUACAAACAGAUCUGAGAACAGGCUUAUUGUCAUUCCAUAAUGACAGCAGUAGAGUUGGCUAGAGUACAAACAGGUCUAGGACCAGGCUUAUUGUCAUUCCAUAAUGACAGCAGUAGAGUUGGCUAGAGUACAAACAGAUCUGAGAACAGGCUUAUUGCCAUUCCAUAAUGACAGCAGUAGAGUUGGCUAGAGCACAAACAGAUCUGGGACCAGGCUUAUUGUCAUUCCAUAAUGACAGCAGUAGAGUUGGCUAGAGCACAAACAGGUCUGGGACCAGGCUAGAUGUAAAUGUAUUGAUUUACAGUAAGAACAUGAACAGGAAUGAACUGUGUUCUCCCUCACAUUAAUUAAUAAGGUCUGGGCUACUAAAAGAUCUGUUGGUGCUGUAUAGCCACUGUUAUCAUGUUAUACAUAAUAUUGUAGCGAUCCUUGCUAAUAUGAGCCACGUUACAAUUCCCGCCAAGUGGGUUAACCCUAUUGGCACGACACAUGGAGGGGUUGUUCUUUCAGGCUCAGCGACCCAGGUUCGCUUCCCUGUCUGGGACCAGGCUGUAAAACCAUAGAGUUGUUGUUCCAUACCCGGUUCUCGUUCAGUAUCUCUCACUGGUCCAGCAGUAAUUGUAGUGUUUGUUCCAUGCUUGUAGCCCACUGUUCUACUGUUGAUGUGUGUGUCUCUGGAUGUUGAGGUAUGAAUCUAGUAGGGUGGUAUUCAGAACAUACCGUCUCGGUACCAUACCGGGGAAUACGGUAUUACCGAAUGUGUACACAAGGGGGACUAUUUUUGUUGUUUAAAACUAUACUGAACCAAAAUAAUUAAAAAAUGCAACAAGUUCAAAGUUCA